CAAUUCAAACAAACACUUCAACAUUUCCAGUUAUGUGUUCCACCACCACUUCCGAUCACGGCGGCGCCACCUCGAUCGCCUCCAUCCAUCCCGACAUCAUCCAAUCCCAUAUCCUAAACCGGCUUGACGGCCCCUCCCUGGCCUCCACGAGCUGCGCCUCCACGCAGCUCCUCUCCCUCUGCUCCGAUGAUCUCCUGUGGCGCCAAGUUUGCAACUCCACGUGGCCCUCCACCGCCCACCCCACCGUCCGCCACGCCAUCUCCUCCUUCCCUUCCGCCCACCGCUCCUUCUACUCCGACUCCUUCCCCUCCCCCACCCUCCACGGGUGCCACAGCCGUGGACCCCGGCCGCAAACGCAGGGGCUGAUCUCCGCCGUUGAUGUAUACCUCGACGACAGAUUGAUCUAUUCUCGGGUGAAGGAAAUGGAGACUCUCUCCGGAUGGUUCCAGAGCUCUCCCUUCAGGAUUGACCUGGUGGAGCCAAAGGAAGCCGUGGGGGCAGCGCCGCUGAAGUUCGAAGGCGCGUGCAUGGAACUCGCGAAGGAGCGUCUGAGGGUGAGCUGGAUCCUCAUCGACCCUCGCAAAAAGCGGGCGCUGAACAUAGCCAGCGCCGCGGCGGUGGAGGCGCGCCGGCACUGGCUGACCGACGACAUACUGCUCCGGUACGCCACGGUGAUGGACGGCGGGGAGGGGGAGCUGGUGCAGUGCGCGGCGGUGCUGACGUGCGGCUGGAAGGAAGGGGGAGAGCUGCAGGUGAGGGAGAUGAGCAUGCAGGUGGAGGACAUGGAGGGCAAAAUCAUGACCGGAUCAGACAGUUUGAGGAUUCUGGACGCCGCCAUGGAUGGCCGGAGAGUGAAGAGCCAGCUGAAGAUGCAGAGGGAGGCGUUCGAGAUGUUCUUGAGGAUGAAGAUGCUGUCUAGAGAGAGAAAGCAGAGGAGAGAGAGGAGCUUGGACAUGGUCUGCAUAGCCGCCGGAAUCGCUAUUUUUGUGGCCAUUUGGGCAUUUUUUUUAUCCAGAUAAUAGUAGUAAAAGUAAAUACACUUAAUUCUGUAAAAAUUGAAAUACAGUUAAAAUACGUGUGUGAAGCCCAUAAAUUAAUACUCCCUCCGUUUUUUAAAAAUAGCUAUUAUUUCCAUUUUGGAUCGUACCUUAAAAAUAAAAACUUUAAAAUCUUUCUAUUUUA
Molecule: messenger RNA, 1182 nt
Organism: Salvia splendens (bonfire salvia)
Lineage: Eukaryota; Viridiplantae; Streptophyta; Magnoliopsida; Lamiales; Lamiaceae
Product: F-box protein At2g27310
Exons: 1
Coding region: 33-1019 (328 amino acids)
Molecular function (GO): protein binding
Source: RefSeq, a predicted model, not a curated record